AUGGCUGGACUUGUCGCUGGGGUUGAGGGGAGAUGGAACGCUGUGAAAAGAAAACAUUUUAGAGCGUGCGAGGCUAGGGAUUUGUUUCAGGUAUUCGGGUGUAUUGGGGAGAUCUCUGAAGUUGCAAUUUCUCCUAGGAGGAACAAAGUAGGGAAACGAUUUGGUUUUGCGAGAUUUGCUGAAGUUUCUGAUGUGCGCUUGCUGGCGGUGAAAGUUGAUAACGUUAUUUUCGAUGGUGUUAAAAUUCAUGCUAAUGUUCCUAGAUUUGCAAGAAUAUCAUUGUCCGCUCAUCGCAGGAUUGCGAAUAGGGAUGGUUUUCUGCCUAACAAUUUUGGUGGGCAGGGUCAGACAGUGCAGAAUCCUUGCAGGGCGUCGGAGUCGGGGCGGAGGGAUGCACGUUCCUUUGUGGAAGUGGUGGCUGAGAAGUCGAAGGAUGUUCUGACUGUGGAGAAACAGAAGCCUCCUUUGGUUUUCUUUUCAAAGGAUGUAGACAGAGAAAGGCUUUCAAACUCGUUGGUGGGUAUUCUUCGGAUUCCAGGGUCGGCUGAUGGAAUUCAAAGUCGGAUUGAGAGAGUAGGCUUUUUCGCGAUUAGGGUGAUUCCUUUAGGGGCAUCUAUGUGUUUGUUGGAAGAGACAGAGGUAGGCUCUCUGGCAGAAUUUUCGAAUGAGGGGGAAGAGUGGUGGCAGGACUGGUUUACGAAAAUCUCUGCGUGGAAGAAGGAUGUGGUUGAUACUUACAGAACUGUGUGGCUGCGUUUUUGGGGCAUUCCGGAAGUGGCUUGGAAUUCUGACUUCUUCAAUUUUCUGGCGAAUUUGUGGGGCUCGUUGAUAUGCGUUGAUGCAGGUACGGCGGAUCGCACGUCGAUGGCUAUGGCUAGAAUUAAGAUGAAAGUUGUUAUUGGAGUGUCUAUUCCGAAAGUCUUGGAGGUAUUGAUUGACGGCUGCAAAUUUUCUUUGGAGAUUCAGAUUGAAACUUCGCACAAAUGUUACUGCUCAGGUAAUCUUAAAUCCCUCUCUUGCUUAUCUAAAUCUUCAGACUCGGUUAGCUCUGGGGAUCUUGGUUCUGAAGAGAUUUUAGGAUUUGAAGACGAAUCUAUCGAUAGCAUAGAAGCCUUUUCGAGUGCGGUUAAGGCUGCUGCUUCGAUUUCAGUCCAGCCUCAAGGCGUUGUUUUAGGCUGUGAGGAUGUCUCUUCCGCUGUGAAUUUUGUGCAGGUCCAAGCGGGUGAGUCUCCUGGCUCUUUUGUUCCGAAUUCCGCUGUUGGUGCCUCUGUCGAUUGUUUUGACGAGGCGGUGAGGUCAGUUGGAAAAGAAUCGUUGGAUGCGGAGCUUGUUAACCUGGCCGUUGAUGUUAACAGGAAGGAGGAGAAGAGUAAGAUGUCGGUUGUAGGUGGGGAGGCAGAGGGUGUAGCUGUUGCAUCUAUUAUUGAGAAGGCGGUUAGAGUAAAGGGAGUUCGGAUGGCUGGAGGAAACAAGGGCUGUUUUCUGGAAGCUGGCCUUUCUGGAGUGGUUUCUAAGAAAAAAGCUUUAUGUCCUAAAAUUGUGAAGUUUAGAAAUCUGAUGGAAUUAGGGGCUGGUGGUUGUCUGAAAAGAAAGAAAAGUUUCAAAAAUAAGAUUAAGAGGAAAGUUUCAGGGGAUUUUACUAAGAAGAUUAGGGGAGGCGGUUCUUCGGUAUCGGUAGAAGAUUCUCAUUUGGUGUCGGGUUUUUACCAUAGUGGUUGUGAGGGGAUUUGUUAUGAGAACCUUUCGGAGAAUGACUUGAUUGGGUUUAAUAAUUCAAAACAGUGGGAGAUUGUUAAUAAAUACGUGGAGGUCAAAAUGCGGUCGACUUUUGAAGGUUUGGGAAUGUCUAAUUUGAAAGAUCGGCUCAAUAUCAACAAGAAUAAGGGGGAAUUGGAAGUGGAUGAGCACUCGGUUGUGGUACCAAGGAAGGAGAUUUCUACACCGUCUUUAUGA
Molecule: messenger RNA, 1953 nt
Organism: Vicia villosa (hairy vetch)
Lineage: Eukaryota; Viridiplantae; Streptophyta; Magnoliopsida; Fabales; Fabaceae
Exons: 2
Coding region: 1-1953 (650 amino acids)
Molecular function (GO): nucleic acid binding
Source: RefSeq, a predicted model, not a curated record